AUGGUUCAAAGAAAUAAGGUCUUGGACACCGAAGGUCCAACCCCAAAGUUUCUCUAUGCAAUCAUCAAGCAAGUGAGCUUGAAGGAGAUUGACUGGAAUCGAGUUGCAAAUGACCUGAAAAUCUCUAAUGGUCACGCUGCCCGCAUGCGCUUCUCGCGGUUCAAGUCUCAAAUGGAGGGCCCUUCGGAGCGAGCAAUCAAGCGCAAAAACGCAAAGAAGCUCGCCAAGGGUGAUCUCAAGGAAGAAAAAAUCUCUGCGUCACUUGAGAAGGAGAAUACAGUGAAGCCCGAGCCCAUCGACUCCGGGGCAAUUUCGCUCUCGUCAGAAUUAGCCCCCGUCAUCAAAAGUGAGGCUGAUACUCAGGGGCAUCCUCCUAUGUCCAGCCCUUUUGACAUCUAUAACACCUUCCGGCAGUCGGUCUCUCAUUUCAUGUCGCCUCUCUCACAGUUCAACCAUAUACAGGAUAUGGGCUCUUCGCCUUUUGGAAUUCCCAGUCCGCAAGCACCGAGUCUGUUACCAAUGGGCGUUGCCUCAGAUAACCAUUCUUCAAUGUCAAUGGCAGCUCAGAUGGCCUUUCCAGGAUAUCCGCCUUUCCCUUUGUAUCAAGGUCCUAGCUUGCAUGAUUUCCAGCCCCAGAUGCCUGACUUUAAUAGCCCACCAGUGAUCACCUGGGGACCGAUGCCGCAAGAUUCAUGGGAGCAGGAAACGAAUCAUCAACCCGAUCUCGCGUCGUCGUCGGUCAAGAUAGAGCAGGAGCAAAAUGCAUUGGCGGACAAUAUUGAGGUUGAUUUGGUGGGCACAGAUCAAGUGUCGGUUCAAGAAAUUGUUUCGAUGUAG
This is a messenger RNA of Penicillium oxalicum, 837 nucleotides long. RefSeq lists its product as uncharacterized. The record is from RefSeq and is a predicted model, not a curated record. Bases 1 to 837 code for a protein of 278 amino acids. Lineage: Eukaryota; Fungi; Ascomycota; Eurotiomycetes; Eurotiales; Aspergillaceae. The transcript has 2 exons.